Cololabis saira (Pacific saury) is the source of this 2354-nucleotide messenger RNA. It is a transcript of the gene ezra, whose product is annotated as ezrin a. Gene Ontology annotation, cellular component: microvillus; cytoskeleton; adherens junction. Gene Ontology annotation, biological process: regulation of organelle assembly; positive regulation of early endosome to late endosome transport; positive regulation of protein localization to early endosome. The record is from RefSeq and is a predicted model, not a curated record. NCBI's taxonomy places the organism in Eukaryota, Metazoa, Chordata, Actinopteri, Beloniformes, Belonidae. The coding region runs from base 609 to 2354 and encodes 581 amino acids. The transcript has 13 exons. Gene Ontology annotation, molecular function: cell adhesion molecule binding; actin binding.
UUUAUGUGAACUGCUGUGAGCACCAGGUAGAAACAAGGGUGACUCUGAAAACUGUAAAUCUGUGACUCUGUUAAUGUUUACAAGUCUGUUUAUUCAGCUUUUAUUUUGUAGAAUUAUCAAUAAAAUCUGUCAGAAAGGAGAAAAAAAAAUGUUCUUGAUUGAGUUUCAACCGCAAAAACAAGCUGCGACACGGAGACGGUGUUGGUCAUGACUCACUCGUGCCACCUCCAACACGGGCCACGAACGGCACAUCCGGGCUUAUCCAGCCUCGUGUUCUCCGAGCAAAGGUCAGGGCGGUCCAGCUGCUGAGACAGGCGAUUGUCUUUGGGUGGAGCUGCGCGAGCUGCCCCCGCCGGUGGUCACACCGCAGGUAAAUCUGUCAGUUCUGCUUGAUAGUGAGUGACCGAGUGGAUCCUCCUCCCACGUCAGCGCCAGCGAUCCGCUGCCGAGUUCAAAAGGACAGAAGCCCUGCCCUCCCUCCUGCCAGGCGAGCGCGGAGCGGCGAUCUUUAUCAGGUGCAGGUCCUGCUGGGAGUCGGCCACUGCAGCCUCGGUCAGCCUGGGACAACACUCUCUUCUGCCGGAGCUCGCCCACCCACCGCCGCCAACAUGCCCAAGACGGUCAACGUUCGCGUCACUACGAUGGACGCAGAGCUGGAGUUCUCGUUUCAUCCCAACACCACGGGCAAGAUGCUCUUCGAUCAGGUUUCCAGGACCAUCGGCCUGCGUGAGGUUUGGUACUUCGGGCUGCAGUUCAUUGACAACAGAGGAUUCCUCACAUGGCUGAAUCCCGUGAAGAAGGUGAUGAGUCAGGAUAUGAAGAAGGAGAAUCCCCUGCAGUUCAAGCUCAGGGUGAAGUUUUUCACGGAGGACGUGGCCGAGGAGCUGAUCCAGGACGUGACCCGGAAGCUCUUCUUCCUGCAGGUGAAGGAGGACAUUCUGUCCGAGGAAAUCUACUGUCCCCCAGAGUCCGUGGUGCUGUUGGCCUCCUACGCCGUCCAGGCAAAGUUCGGGGAGUACAACAGGUCGGUGCACGCGCCUGGCUACCUGUCGGCCGAGCGCAUGCUGCCCAAAAGAGUGAUGGAGCAACACAAGCUGACGAAGGAGCAGUGGGAGGAGAGGAUCCAGGUUUGGCACCAGGAGCACAGAUUCAUGAUAAAAGACGAGGCCAUGGUAGAGUACCUGAAGAUCGCCCAGGACCUCGAGAUGUUCGGCGUCAACUUCUUUGAGAUCAAGAACAAGAAAGGCACAGACCUGUGGCUGGGGGUGGACGCGCUGGGGCUCAACAUCUACGCCAAGGAGGACAGGUUGACCCCAAAGAUUGGAUUUCCUUGGAGCGAAAUCAGAAACAUUUCUUUCAAUGACAAGAAAUUCAGCAUCAAGCCCAUAGACAAAAAAGCUCCCGACUUCAUCUUCUACGCUCCACGACUCCGUGUCAACAAGCGCAUCCUGGAGCUGUGCAUGGGAAACCACGACCUGUACAUGCGCCGCCGCAAGGCCGACAGCAUCGAGGUGCAGCAGAUGAAGGCGCAGGCUAAAGAGGAGAGGCUGCAGAAGAAGAGGGAGAGGGAUCAGCUGGAGAGUGAGAAGAGGAGGAGGGAGGACAUGGAGAGGGAGAAGGAGCAGAUGGAGAGAGAUAAGCAGGACCUGAUGAUGAAGCUCCACGAGUUUGAGGAGACGACGAAGAGAGCGGAGAGAGAGCUUCAGGAGCAGCUGGAGCGGGCCAUGAGGCUGGAGGAGGAGAGGAGGAGGGUGGAGCAGGAGGCGGCCCGGCUGGAGGCUGAGAGGAUGGAGGCCAUAAUUGCCAAGGAGGAGCUGGCCAGGCAAGCCGAGGACCAGAUGAAGAGCCAGGAGCAGCUGGCUGCGGAGCUGGCUGAGUACUCCGCUAAGAUCGCUAUGCUGGAGGAGGACAAGAGGAUGAAGGAGGAAGAGGCUGAGUCAUGGCACAGCAAGGCGGUAGAAGUGGAGGAGAGUCUGCUGAAGACGAAGGAGGAGCUGCACACUGUGAGGAACUCCAACUCAGCUCCUGCUGCAGGUUCCUCCUCCUCCUCGGACAGCGAGAGCAACCACGAGCACAGCGAAGAAAACAGCACUUACAGCGCCGAGCUGCAAACGCAGGGCAUCAACGACCACCGCCAGGAGGAGGAGCGGCUCACCGAGGCCGAGAAGAACCAACGCCUGCAGAAACAGCUGAUGGCCCUGAGCUCGGAGCUGGCACACGCCCGAGACGACAACAAGAAGACGGUGAACGACAUGCUCCACGCUGAGAACGUCCGAGCCGGUCGUGACAAGUACAAGACCCUCCGCCAGAUCCGUAUAGGAAAAUGUAGUGAUUACCGGUACAACCACAUGUGA